Molecule: messenger RNA, 1734 nt
Organism: Aureobasidium namibiae CBS 147.97
Lineage: Eukaryota; Fungi; Ascomycota; Dothideomycetes; Dothideales; Saccotheciaceae
Exons: 3
Coding region: 1-1734 (577 amino acids)
Source: RefSeq, a predicted model, not a curated record
AUGCCGCCCAAACGCGCCGCAAAGACGGCCGCCCGUGUCGCGCCUGCCGACAAGAAGACACCACCCACCAGAGCCACACGAUCGCGUGUGCAGAAGAUGACUCCACCUCGAGAAGAGCAGCCAGAAGUCAGCAGUGUUACGCGCAGCACUAGGUCGCGAAAGUCUACAACCACCGAACAAGAUGCACCCGCACAAGAUGAACCAGCACAAGAUGAAGAAGAGGAAGAGCAAGUUGCGACACGCGAUGCAAAACCUCAACCACGCCGCCGUCCUCCGAGAACUGUUAAGAAGCCGGCACCUACACAGGCGAACACAGAAGUCAUGGCCAAGCUGAAGGAGCGCAUGGAAGAGGAACGCAGAGCCACGAAGGCUGGACAUGUACUACAAUCUGCAACGGAGACCAAGUCGCAACAGGCCGAACGAGAUGCUGCAUUGGUGCCUGCUGGCCCUGCUCCACGAUCGCCUUCACCAGCCAGACAAACUGCCGUACCAGGAACAGCAGUCAAGGCGCCUGGUAAUGUCAUGCGUCCACAGUCUGCUGUCAAGAUGCAGAGUACACCUGGAGCAGAAUCCUCGGUCCUCGCUUUGCAGAACUUCAGACGCCGCGCCCGUCAGCCUAGUUUGCUGCAGAUGGUCCAGAAUCCUGGACUUGCUGCUACGAACAUCGACGACACAACAGACUUCACUCUGGGCAGUCUAGGCGAUGAAGAUGAUUUCGCCCCGCAUGAUGAAGGUACGCCUCUGCAGGUUUCCAAGGGUCAACCGAUGGAUGUGGAUCAAGAGCCGGAAGAGAAUGAGGCAGAGGAUGAGGUCAUGGCAGAGCAGGAGAAGGCGCGAACACCAGAGCCAGCUUUGCCCGACUCUGAUGAAGAUUUGUAUGGUGCCACGCCAGUAAAAACAUCACAACGGCAGAGUCGCAAGCGCAAAUCAGAUGCCAUCGAAGAGUCCGAAAUUCAGAUCAACCGCUCAUCCCCUUCACUACCCUCGCCCUCCCAGUCUCUGCCCGACCCGCAAGACCGAGAUGCCAUCCCAGCGACAGCACCCGAAGACGACGACGAGGAACCUACAAUAUCCGCCUCACAACAACGCAGGCUAUUCAGCGAUACAUACGCAGAUCCCAUGAGCAGCUCGCCACCACCCGACCCCAUCAGUUCCUCUCCCGCUCAAACUCGUCAAGCCCCGGCCCUCUCUCCCUCAGCCAUACGUAGAUCCGCCCGAGCCGGCGGCCAACAAACCAAGAAAGUGAAGCCCUUGACAACAGCAACACUACGAGCCAUGCUACCGAAACGUCGCAAUCAACGAAAAGACGAAUUCGACUUUACUUCCUCAUCAGCCCAGGAAGCUUCCUCCUCAGCGUUUGAAGACGAGAAGCGCAAAAAGGCAAAGACGAAAAGACUCGCUGCAACCAAGAAACCCGCACCCGCGCCUUUGAAGUCGAAGAAGCCAGCAGCGACGGCCAAAAGAACAUCCCGAACGUACACUCGCAACGAUAAAGAGAAUGAUUUUGUUCACAUUUCAUCUGGCUCGUCAAGUCUGUCCGAACUCAAUAGCGAUGAGGUCGAGGCUGAUGAGACUGCGGACACGAGUAUAGAGACUAUCAAGGGAAACAACUCGACCGAGAAGAUCUCUGAUGAGUUGAAGAGAGCGAGGGAGAAGUUUGCUGAGGUCGAUGACUGGGAGAUGGAGUUCGAGAGUGCGAGUUUGGGGCAGCAGGAGAGUAGUCCGUGGAGGUAA